Messenger RNA from Danio aesculapii, 2094 nucleotides. It is a transcript of the gene amt, whose product is annotated as aminomethyltransferase. NCBI's taxonomy places the organism in Eukaryota, Metazoa, Chordata, Actinopteri, Cypriniformes, Danionidae. The coding region runs from base 137 to 1366 and encodes 409 amino acids. The transcript has 9 exons. Gene Ontology annotation, cellular component: mitochondrion. The record is from RefSeq and is a predicted model, not a curated record. Gene Ontology annotation, biological process: glycine catabolic process. Gene Ontology annotation, molecular function: aminomethyltransferase activity; protein binding.
UCUGCUGAAUUUGCGCUGCUUGUUUUGCAGUGAAAGCAGAAUUACUAGUGUACUGUGAAGAGUCGAGAUCAAGCGAGCUGACAGUUUGCUGUCUGUCUGCGUUGAACAACUGCUGUCAAACUCAACCAAACACAACAUGCUUGCUCGGGCUUUUGCGAACGGACUCUGUAAGCGACUUUCAAGGGAAAGCACGCGGGCUGUCGGACUCGGAGAAACGGGACGGCAGGACAGACAAGCUUCCACGGAGGUGACACUCAGGAAAACCCCGCUGUAUGACUUCCACAGGGCUCAUGGUGGGAAGAUGGUGGAGUUUGCAGGUUGGAGUAUGCCUGUGCAAUACAAAGACAGUCACAUUACCUCACACAUGCACACGCGCCAGCACUGCUCCAUCUUCGAUGUCAGUCACAUGCUACAGACUAAAGUCUAUGGUAAAGACAGAGUGAAGUUUAUUGAGUCUCUUAUUGUUGGAGACAUUGCGGAGCUAAAAGACAACCAGGGCACUCUGUCCCUCUUCACAAACUCUAAAGGGGGAAUCAUGGAUGAUCUGAUUGUAACUAAGACAGAUCAAGACUACCUGUAUGUCGUCUCCAAUGCUGGCUGUGCGGACAAAGACUCAGCUCACAUGCAGGCCAGACUGCAGGAGUUUAAAUCAGCAGGUCAUGAUGUUGAUUUAGAGUUCAUGGAAGAAAGUCUAAUCGCUCUGCAGGGACCAUCAAUGGCUCAGGUUCUCCAGAAGGGUGUGAGUGAUGACCUUAAGAAGCUGACCUUUAUGACCAGUGUUUUGACCCCAGUGUUUGGAAUCCAGGAUUGCAGGGUCACACGCUGUGGAUAUACAGGAGAGGAUGGAGUUGAGAUUUCUGUACCAAGUAAGGAUGUUGUCUCGCUGACUGAAAAGCUGUUAGCUGAUUGUGAGGUGAAACUUGCUGGUCUUGGUGCCAGAGACAGUCUUAGGCUGGAGGCGGGACUUUGUCUCUAUGGCAACGACAUUGAUGAGACCACCACACCAGUGGAAGCAACUCUUGUCUGGACUAUAGGUAAGCGUCGUCGACAGGCACGAGAUUUCCCUGGCGCUGACAUCAUUGUACCACAAAUAAAAGCAAAGACUCCAAGAAAAAGAGUGGGACUGAUCUCCACUGGACCCCCUGUCAGACAACACACACCCAUCCUGUCCUCUGAUGGCAGAGUUAUAGGUGAGGUCACCAGCGGAUGCCCGUCCCCUUGCCUCAAGCAGAACGUUGCCAUGGGCUAUGUGGAAACCGCCUUCAGUAAAGCGGGCACAUCGAUCCAGGUAGAAGUGAGGAAGAAAGCAGUGCCGGCAGUGGUCAGCAAGAUGCCAUUCGUUCCCACCAAGUAUUACAUGGGAUAGUAGAGCAACUGCUUACAAAGCUGUCUGUAUUUAUGAGAGGGUCGGCUAUAGACAAGGUCAUUGCCACUGAAAUGAAGACCAAUAGUAGAGAUUAUGAGACGCACGUCAACAAUGAGCAUUCCAUAAUGCCAACUUGCACAAUAUUUCUAUGUGUAAUUGUAUGUAAAAUACAUUCCAGCACAUUAUUGUGUAAUAAUUACACAGAAAUGAUGGCCACUUCACUAGGUGUUUGAAUCAAGUUUAGAAUAUGGGGAAGCAACAUUGCUGUUUAUUGUGCGUGUGUGCCUGCGUGCGUGGGUGCGUGCGUGCGUGCGUGCGUGCGUGCGUGCGUGCGUGCGUGCGUGCGUGCGUGCGUGCGUGCGUGCGUGCGUGCGUGCGUGUGUGUGUGUGUGUGUCUAACAUAAAGCACUUAAAAUGUUCGUUUGGGUGUGGGAAGCUGAUAUCUGUUUUAAAGACUCCUGAUUAACAUUCCUUUAAAAAAAGUCUAGUUAGUGUAUGUAAUGUAGUGUAAUGUUUGUGUAAUAGGCAAUAUUAAGAUAAUUAACAACACUAAUGGGAUUGAGAGAAACUAUGUUAGGAAAGUGCCUAAUUUCUCAAGAGUAGUUAAUCCUCAGGCUGUAGUGAUUAUCAAUUUUAGACCACAACACUGUGAAGCCUUUCUGUCUGAAAGAACAUUCCUAUUUUUGUGUCAUUUUUGGGAAGUGAUUAAAUCAUUACAUUUUAUACAA